Molecule: messenger RNA, 729 nt
Organism: Mustela lutreola (European mink)
Lineage: Eukaryota; Metazoa; Chordata; Mammalia; Carnivora; Mustelidae
Gene: CASP14
Product: caspase 14
Exons: 6
Coding region: 1-729 (242 amino acids)
Biological process (GO): proteolysis
Molecular function (GO): cysteine-type endopeptidase activity
Source: RefSeq, a predicted model, not a curated record
AUGAGCAAUCCUCGGCCUUUGGAGGAGGAGGUAUAUGACAUGUCAGGUGCCCGCUUAGCCCUGACACUGUGCGUCACCAAAGCCCGGGAAGGUUCAGAGGCAGACCUGGAUGCUCUGGAACGCAUGUUCCAGCAGCUGGGAUUUGAGAGCACCAUGAAGAGAGACCCCACCGCCCAGCAAUUCCAGGAAGAGCUGGACAAUUUUCAGCAGGCCAUGGAUGCUCGGGAUGACCCCAUCAGCUGUGCUUUUGUGGUGCUCAUGGCACAUGGGUUAGAAGGUCAACUCAAGGGGGAGGACGGACAAAUGGUGGAACUGGAAAACCUUUUCGAGGUUCUGAACAACAAGAACUGCCGGGCCCUGAGAGCCAAGCCUAAGGUGUACAUCGUGCAGGCCUGUCGAGGAGAACAAAGAGACCCUGGUGAAACAGUAAGUGGAGGUGAUAUUGUAAUGAUCACAAAGGACAGUCCCGAGACCAUCCCGACAUACACAGACAUCCUCCACGUCUACUCAACGGUGGAGGGGUACAUCUCAUACAGACACGACAAAGAGGGCUCCUGCUUCAUCCAGACCCUGGUUGAUGUGUUCACAGAGAGGAAGGGACCCAUCCUGGAGCUUCUGACAGAGGUGACCCGGCGGAUGGCAGAAGCAGAGCUGGUUCAGGAAGGAAAACCAAGGAAAGUGAAUCCCGAAAUCCAAAGCACCCUUCGGAAACGGCUCUAUCUGCAGUAA